UAAGCACCUUAUUUAGUCCCAAGCAAUGAAAAUCAGCCAUAAGCUCGUCUGUAGCGCUUGUAUAUAAAGGCAAACCCCGACACAAGACACAAUCUGGUGGAUAACCACGGACAGAACUUGAAUUUUACUUACUCUCACUACUUUGACCCAAAACCAGAAUGGGAUCCUCUAAGCUGGCCCUGCUGCUGGUCUUUGUGUCCUGCGUGGAGCGCUGCCUGUCUGCCUCCUGUGUUGUUGACAGCUUCUCAGUCAAACAGGACUUUGACCCCAAGAGGUAUGCAGGCAAGUGGUACGCGCUGCAGAAGAAAGACCCUGAGGGGUUGUUCCUGCAGGACAACAUCUCAGCCGAGUACACCAUUGACGACGAUGGCUCCAUGACUGCCUCCUCCAAGGGCCGUGUCACCCUGUUUGGUUUCUGGGUUGUGUGCGCUGACAUGGCCGCUCAGUACUCCGUCCCCGACCCUACCACCCCCGGCAAGAUGUUCAUGAACUACCAGGGACUGGCCAGCUACCUGUCCAGUGGAGGUGACAACUACUGGGUGAUCGACACCGACUAUGACAACUACGCCAUCACUUACGCCUGCCGCACCGUGAAAGACGACGGCAGUUGUGAGGAUGGUUAUGCCCUGGUGUUCUCCAGGAACCCCCGUGGCCUGCCUCCUGCCAUCCAGCGUGUCGUCCGUCAGAAACAGGAAGACAUCUGCAUGGCUGGACAGUUCCAACCUGUCCUGCAGUCUGGAGCCUGCUGAAUAGAAAAGAGAGGGGAAGAGAGCACCAGCUGGCUGCAGUCUAGGUGGUUUAACGGAAAGAAGAGGGAGAAUGAGAGAGCGUAUGUGAGAAAAGGUAUACGUGUGUGAGUGAUCGAUGCGGAAAAAUGACAAAAGAAUGACAGGAGACCUACCUUCCUGAACUUCCUUUUUCACUCGUCCAUCCAUUAUAAGUCAAAGGAAAAUGUCACUGUUUUUGGGUGCAGCAGAGUGUUUUGGUGAAUGUCAAAGGUAAAAUAAAAAAUAUUUUUCUAAACAAAAA
Mugil cephalus (flathead mullet) is the source of this 1029-nucleotide messenger RNA. RefSeq names its product retinol binding protein 4, like (gene rbp4l). NCBI's taxonomy places the organism in Eukaryota, Metazoa, Chordata, Actinopteri, Mugiliformes, Mugilidae. The record is from RefSeq and is a predicted model, not a curated record. Gene Ontology annotation, molecular function: retinoid binding; retinol transmembrane transporter activity. The transcript has 5 exons. The coding region runs from base 159 to 749 and encodes 196 amino acids.